Sebastes umbrosus (honeycomb rockfish) is the source of this 1677-nucleotide messenger RNA. Its product is annotated as serine/threonine-protein phosphatase 6 catalytic subunit. Gene Ontology annotation, cellular component: cytoplasm. Bases 69 to 986 code for a protein of 305 amino acids. The record is from RefSeq and is a predicted model, not a curated record. Lineage: Eukaryota; Metazoa; Chordata; Actinopteri; Perciformes; Sebastidae. The transcript is spliced from 7 exons. Gene Ontology annotation, molecular function: protein serine/threonine phosphatase activity. Gene Ontology annotation, biological process: peptidyl-serine dephosphorylation; G1/S transition of mitotic cell cycle.
AGUAGAAUGAUACUCUCUCUUGUUGUUGCAGGAAGUGGCUCUUGACGACUAGCUGGCUAGGAGGCACCAUGGCGCCUCUAGAUCUGGAUAAAUAUGCAGAGAUUGCGAAACAGUGUAAAUACCUCCCAGAAAAUGACCUCAAGAGGUUAUGUGACUAUGUCUGUGACCUUCUGCUGGAGGAGUCCAACGUUCAGCCUGUUUCCACCCCUGUAACAGUAUGCGGUGACAUACAUGGACAGUUUUAUGAUCUUUGUGAACUCUUCCGAACUGGCGGCCAGGUUCCAGACACAAAUUACAUAUUUAUGGGUGACUUUGUUGACCGAGGAUAUUACAGUUUGGAGACGUUCACCUACCUGCUGGUGCUGAAAGCCAAAUGGCCCGACCGCAUCACGCUUCUACGUGGAAACCACGAGAGCCGACAGAUCACCCAAGUUUAUGGCUUUUAUGAUGAGUGCCAGACAAAGUACGGGAAUGCAAAUGCCUGGCGUUACUGCACCAAAGUCUUUGAUAUGUUAACAGUUGCAGCUCUGAUGGACGAGCAGAUCCUGUGUGUCCACGGAGGCCUCUCCCCAGACAUAAAAACUCUAGAUCAAAUUCGAACCAUUGAGCGGAACCAGGAGAUCCCCCACAAAGGAGCAUUUUGUGAUCUGGUGUGGUCAGACCCUGAAGACGUUGACACCUGGGCCAUCAGCCCCAGAGGAGCUGGCUGGCUCUUUGGUGCCAAGGUCACAAAUGAGUUUGUUCACAUCAACAACCUGAAGCUGAUCUGCAGAGCGCAUCAACUUGUCCACGAAGGCUACAAGUUCAUGUUUGAUGAGAAGCUGGUCACAGUGUGGUCGGCUCCGAACUACUGCUAUCGCUGCGGCAACAUCGCCUCCAUCAUGGUCUUCAAAGACGCUAACACAAGAGAGCCAAAGCUCUUCAGAGCAGUGCCCGACUCUGAAAGGGUCAUUCCGCCUCGAACAACGACACCUUAUUUCCUGUAAGCACAUUAAAACCAAAACAACGCAGCCAUUUGUUCGGUGCACAGAUGCCGACUGGGACAGUGGCAUCAGCACUCGUGAACUCAUAUGAAUUUUGUAUUGUACAUUUAGAGUAUUUACAGUGCGAUUCUUGGUGCCAACUGUCAAUUGUUAUUCCCACUCUGGCAUUCAAUGCCAUUAUUCUGCAGUUUAAAUCACACUGAGAUAUUACAAUGAAGGCCCGGCAGUACCGCUGUGCUGUUGAAAUGUUUAAGAGGAAGGAUUCAAAUGACAUAGAAAUCAACUGACCUUUGUAAAAAUGUUCCUAAUUAUAAAUCGCGAUUUUACUUUACUAUAGAAAUUCACUCUGCUGAGCAAACAGCAGGUGCAAUGUUAUAUAUAGUGUUUCAUGGUAAUGUAUUAAAGCUGGGUGUUAAAUAAUAAAGCACUGCACAAGCGCAAAACUAUCUCUGACAAAUUUCAAUGGAGUUAUACACUUGGUGUUAUCAUGUGAUCUUAUGAAUAAACAUGUAAACCUGAGAGUUAAUGUGUAAAAAUAGACUAUAUCCAUUUGUUAGAGAUUUUGGUAUUGUUAAGCCUGUGGUACCUUAAAAGAUUCUCUGCGAUUUCCAGAUUUGGAAUCAGUUCUUUUAAUUAUUCUUUUUCUGUGUGUCACCAUACUGUUUUUAAAUAAAGAAAUCAAAAAAUUGUAAAA